Messenger RNA from Engraulis encrasicolus (European anchovy), 6607 nucleotides. It is a transcript of the gene unk, whose product is annotated as unk zinc finger. The record is from RefSeq and is a predicted model, not a curated record. Lineage: Eukaryota; Metazoa; Chordata; Actinopteri; Clupeiformes; Engraulidae. The transcript has 16 exons. Gene Ontology annotation, molecular function: metal ion binding. Bases 81 to 2573 code for a protein of 830 amino acids.
CGCAUGCUCAGUAGGAAAAAGAAUGCGGACCUACAAGCUGACACAAAUUUAAAUAGUUUGAUAGCUCGCAUGUCAGGAAAAUGUCGAAAACACCACUGCAGUCCAAUUCUUCGGUUGGUUCUGCAACAGCCGUCGGAGUUUCAUCCUCCUCUUCGUCGUCCCCAGCAGGUGGUUCGACGUCUCCCGCGAACGUGCUGCACGUACAGCCCGAGAAGCCACAACAUUACACAUAUCUGAAAGAGUUCAGGACCGAGCAGUGUCCCCUGUUUGUGCAGCACAAAUGCACUCAGCACCGGCCGUUCGCCUGUUUCCACUGGCACUUCCUCAACCAGAGGCGCCGGCGGCCCAUUCGGAGACGAGACGGGACCUUCAACUACAGCCCCGACGUCUACUGCACCAAGUACGAUGAGGGGACCGGCAUCUGUCCUGAUGGGGACGAGUGUCCGUUCCUCCACCGUACUGCGGGGGACACUGAGCGUCGUUACCAUCUGCGCUACUACAAGACGGGCUCCUGUAUCCAUGAGACGGACGCCAAGGGCCACUGCAGCAAGAACGGCCCUCACUGUGCAUUCGCUCACGGCUCACAUGACCUGCGUAGUCCUGUAUACGACAUCAGGGAGAUGCAGGUUCUGGAGGCCCAGGCGGGGUCGGGGUGUGUGGAGGGGGGAGUGUGUGAAGCACAGUCUGGACUGGCAGCCAGCACUGCACUCAUAGAGAGAAUACUCACAGAAGAACCCAGAUGGCAAGAUAACAGCUACGUCUUGUCACACUAUAAAACGGAACUCUGCAAGAAGCCGCCGCGCCUUUGUCGCCAAGGAUACGCCUGCCCGUACUAUCACAACAGCAAGGACCGAAGACGCAGCCCACACAAACACAAAUACAGAGCUCUGCCGUGUCCUGCGGUGAAGCACAGCGAUGAGUGGGGAGACCCCAGCAAGUGUGAAAGUGCGGAGAGCUGCCAAUACUGUCACACACGCACCGAACAACAGUUUCACCCAGAGAUUUACAAGUCCACCAAGUGUAACGACAUGCAGCAGUGUGGGAGCUGUCCUCGAGGACCAUUUUGUGCCUUUGCCCACGUGGAGAAGCCCCCCAUCAGUGAGAGCGCACCGCUCCCGACCCCCACCUCCCCUCUACCCCACGUGGGGGUGGGAGUAGGGGUGGCGAGCAGCAGUAGCAGCUGCAGCGGCGGUGGGGGGCUGGGGAUGUCGUCGGGGCCCGGUGAGGAGCACGGGGUCGUGGGUGUUGGGGUGGCCGUGGCAGAGCAAGGGCUGCUGGGAAGGGUGCUGUGCGAAGAGGCGCUACCCUUGGAGGUCCCCAUGUCACCCUGGGCCAGCGAGGGGGCCUACUGCAGGGCACCCGGAUUCGAGAGGGAAGACCAGGCCAAACAGAAGGCUUUUGCGAUGGAUCGGCACAAAGACAUCGGUCGGCAGCACAGCAAACAGGACCUUCAGGUGUUCCUGCCGGUGGGUAGUCCUCUGAGUUUCUCGUCCAGCGUGUCGUCGAGUCUGGCAGCCACACCCCCCUCUCCCUCCCCCGCCACCCUGGGCCCCUCCCCCGGCAUGAACGCCAACGCCAUGCCCUUCUACCCCCCCAGCGAGACCGUGGAGUCUGUCGUGGAGUCUGCGUUGGAUGACCUGGACUUGAAUGAUUUCGGAGUGUCAGCGCUGGAGAAAAGCUUGGAGAGCAGCUCAUCUCUACCGAGCAUGGGGCUUAUUAUGGGUGGUAACCAGCUCCAGAGCUCCGCUCCUGUCAACAUCCCCGGGUCCUUCACUGGCUCCACCCCCUUCAUCUCACCCUCGCCAUCUCCACCAGUCAGAGCCCACCACUCCCCCUUCCUCACACACCUGUCCCACUCGGGCCAAUCAGAAAACACCUUUCUGGGCCCAGCUCACAGCUCGUUGGGUCUGAAUGGUAUGAGUAGUAAUAUCUGGGAGCAUUUCCCUGUGUGUGGUGGUUCUCCCGGUACACCGCCUGCUCUCCUCCCUCCACCAGGGGGCUCCCUCUACCCAGAGGCAGCAGCAGUGCGCCGCAAACAGGAGAUGGAAGAAGCCAACAGAGUACUCAAGCAGUGGGACCAGAGCUGGAGGCAGAUGGCACAGGCCCAUCAUGAACGCAAACAGCAAGACCAGAGCUGGAGACAUAUGCCACAGUCGUGGGCGGCAACAGAGGCGGAGCGUGAGCGGGCUCGUCAGGAGCAGGAGGAGGCGCAGCGACACGCCAGCGUCCUGCAGGAGGCGAUAGAUAGCAUGAGAGACAACACACACCCACACACACACACACACCCUCACAUGCCGAUGCACACACACCCACACCCACACUCACACAUGCCCCUGCCACAGAGGCUACCCCUUGAGGCCCUAUGCAACCUACAGGCGCAGGCUCUGUACCGGAAGCAGCGUGUGCUGUGUGUGUGUUGCGGGGAGGCGGCGAGUGUAUCGAUGGCGUGUCAACACGGCCUGCAGUGUGAAGGCUGCGCAGCAUCCAGAGAAUGCCCACUGUGCAGCGCGGAGCAACACACACACGCACACACACACCAGCAACAGCAGCAGAACACACACACACCGCCGUGAACACCAUACACAUGUGUGCACACACACACACACACACACACACACCAGCUGAACAAACGCGCACACACACACACACACACUGCAGAAAUUACUCGCAUUCUCACAUUAAUACACUGAUGGACACACACACCCUUCAGUUAACAGAUGUAUGUAUAUAUACAGUAUAUAUCUAUACACAUUUUGCUCAUACUGUAUACACACACACACACAAACAGCUAUCGAUGUGCCGAGAAACACCAGCAAAGUCAGGGUGUUUCACCUUGCCUACACACACACACACACACACACACACACACACACACACACACACACACACACACACACACACACACACACACACACACAACUCAGCUCUCUGUAUGCCAAACCACUCAGAGUGGCAUCUUCAUUCCACAAAAACACAAAACACACACUUAAAUAUAUACUACCAGCAGAGUAUACACACACACACAGACUCACACACACACACACACACACACACACACACACACACACACACACACACACACACUAGCUGAACUACAAAUAUGCAAUAUACACAGCUAUCUAGCUACGUGAAAUAUACAUCACACACACGCUUUACAUGCAUUCUCUCAUCCACAGCAGACAACUACUCUCGCAACAACAGAACACACACACAGGCACACACACACAGAGAGCAGUCAUUCUUUGCUUACCCCUGGCAUCGGGCGCUGUGUUGCAAUGUUCUAGUGUCACCGUAGAGACGUGAGGUGUGAAUAUGAUGAUGUCGCUGUGACCAUGGCAACCAGACGAGUACCGCUAGCUGCUAUAGCGCCAUCAUAACACACUGGCAGCUAACUGCUAUUAUAAGUCACUUAUCCCUCUCAUGCCACCACCAUAGCACACUGGCAGCUAACUGCUAUUAUAAGUCACCAUAGACGCUAGUGUAGCCAGUCUUAACAAGCUUCUACUGUACCGCCGCUACCAACGAACGCUAGCUAAGUCAUCUGGAGUUAAGAGUGCUAAGGUCAAUGCGUCUUUUAUGGGCCCAGACGUCAGGUGGUACAACCACAGGUAAUGCCAAUAAAUGUAUUAGUAAUUGGUCAUUAACGUGCUCCAAUUAAUAUCCUUUUAGACAAUGCACAAAACACAUUUAAUCCAUACAAUAGUGGCAUUAAUUGUGGUUGCACCACCCUGAUGUGUGCAACUGUGAAAAUGUCAAUGACCCAUUUGUCACUACCAUUGGCUCAUGUACUAGUUAAUUCAGUGAGAGGGAGACUUGGCUACGGUCUACUAUGCCGUGGCAUGUUGCAAGCCUUAGCUAAGAUGUUGCUUUGAUAGCCUAUGCCAUUAUUGACUCUAGCGAACUCAUUUUCAGUAGGAUAAGCAGUCCAAUAUGUCACCAUGCUUGUUUAAUUCAGUAUUGCCAAGCACCUUAGCUAGCUUGCUGGUCAUGUAUAUUAGCAUAGAUUAUAGCUAACUCAUAUUUUGCGGCCUGCCAGGGUCUUAGUGAAGCCAUCUGAAGUGUCUCCAUCACGAUUGGCUAACAGUGCUAGCCAAGGCGAUGUUUGCUGAUUGAGUUGUGUGGUGUGUACAAGGGGUCAUCCCACCAUGUCUGCCAGUGUUGGUGUGUGUUUGGGUGCAAAUCAUGUAUCCAGACUCCCGUCUUUUCCACUGUCCUCCCACCUGGCACUUUGUAAUUAACUUAAAGUCAGUUUUAUAUUGGACAAUCAUUUACCGGUGCACUGUGUAGGAUGGUGGGCAGGAAACUGUGCUGCUUAUUGCCAAAUCUUUUCAGGAAUAUUUACCAAAUAAUAAACUAGUAUUUACUAGUAUGGCCAAAGUACAGUUCUACAGCUAAAAUGUCUAUUUUUGGAAAUUCUUGGAUGAAAAGUGCAAUGUUCCCAGUCAAAUUUGAUGGUGGUGGUGAAUAUUUGUGAAAAUGUUAAGCUUUGUCAAUAGGCAGCAUGAAUACAGGAAAGAAACAGCUAUAAAUAUUACACAGUGCACCUUUAUCAUGGGCACAAUAGUCUUUCAAAGUUGGUGUGAUAACAACAGUUAUGCUUCAAAUACAGUAGAUCACAUGUUUAUUUAUAUUUUAAACAUCAAAUGAUUGUCCAAUAUAAAACUGGCUUUACCCAAGUUGACAGCGAGGAGCAAGGUUAGAGGGCAGAGGAAACAAUAUGAAUUUGGAUAAUGAUUUGCACCCUGUCAGUGUCUGUAGAGGGGUAUAGGAUAAUAUAUAGCCACGAUCUUUAGCUUAACACACUGACUACACUAGGAAGUAUUUAGCUAGUUUAUCUUCUUUGAGAUUGUAGUGGUAUUCUGUGUGUAGCAUAUGAAUGACAUUUUUACAGUAGCCGGAGAUUUUUUUGUACGCCAAAUUCUGCCAUUGUUUAGUUUCUUUCUAUUUCUUUUUUAUUAUUACCCUUGAGGCCAUGAUCAUGUUGUUUGCUACUACUCUGUACUUUAAACACACACACGCACACGCACACACACACACACACACACACACUCACACUCUUAAGCUUUCACAUUUCUAUUUUUUGAGACAAAACGUAUCAAAUUGGGAUGAAGACUGUCAAGUGAAGCAUUUCCAAACCCAACAAAAAAGCACAAACAUGUUUACGUUAGUAUUUUGUGGUUGUGGAUUUAAAAAGAAAAAAAAGAAAAGAAAAAAGAAUUUGUACUUAGAUAUGACAUUGUGGCAACUAUGUGCUGAUUUUUACAUAGUGUUGCAUUUCAACCAGUUUCAUAUGAAUUAUGUGAAGGUGCGUGUACACAACAUAUGGAUUAGGUAGCAAAUGAAUGUAUUCCACUGGUGUUGUUGGAUUGGAGACUGUACAAGGUCCAGCUGUCUGGGGUGUGUGUCUUAGGUCUCAUUAUUCAAACACAGCAGUUGGCCCACGUCAGAACCUAACCUAACCAGAACUGAAGCAAAAAAAUAAUAUAUAUAAUUAAUUCCGCAGCUAAACAUUCUCAGAAUGUAGUUUUCUAUUUUGUGAUUGGGGGACCAUUCUAGAAUUUGUAUUUGUAUUUGGAGUUUGGAAUGCUCCGAGGCCCUUCAGAAGCCUUUGCCACGGCAACCCCAGAGAGGUGCACACUUUUCAAAGACAGCCGGUGGGAGUUUUGUCCUAUCUGUUUUCUAGUCUCUUCUAGUUCAACUUUAACAGUUUAUUGCUUUAUAGAAAUCAGUGUAUUUGAUCUUUUGCUUUCAAUGAAUGCAGAAAGGAAAUAGAAAAAAGGAUGAGGUGUCGUCAUCUCUCCAUCAGCUGUGUUGGCCACUCUCAGGAUUUAGUUUUUUCUUAUCCAUAUUAAAAAAUAAAAAUAAAAACGGUCGUUCUGUCAACUGGGAAAAGGCGCAACAUCAGAAGGGACAGGAACAAUCAAGUCACAGCGAAUCAACUCAGCCAUUUCUGUAGAGCGAGAGGAUAUUUGUAUAUAUUUUUCAUAAAAAUAAUGACGUGUCUGUUAACCAAAUAAUCUUUAGGUUUGUUGGAGUUGACUGGCUUUUUUGCGCUCCCAACUUUAUAGUAUUCAAUUUGCUUUGUGAAUACUGUGUAAAACGCUUACUAGACAUAUUUGAGUAAUCCUUACAUGAUGCGCCCCCCUCCACAUCCAAUCAGGAGAGAGUACCAGCCCGAUGUGGGCGUGGUGGUUUGUGGGGAUUGGUCAGUUUUGUCAGAGGAGGCGGGGUGAGAGCUAAAAGGGGCGUGCGGAUUGGCCAGCCAUGUUGGCUAGCGGAGUGUCACUGUGAGUGUCAUCAACACCAGCUCCCACCACCAGAGAGGAGCGAGGCGUCUAUUCCGCUUCUAGAAGGCGUAGUGGGGUUCCACUGGGUUCUAUUCCAGCUCUAGAAGGGCCCUAGUGGGGUUCUAUUCUGGUUCUAGAAGGGCCCUAAUGGAAUUCUAUUCCGGUUCUAGAAGGGCUUAGUGGGGUUCCACUGUGUUCCGGCUGUCUCAGAGCCUCAUGUUUAGAAAUCAGCUCCUCUCUGUGUGCGUGCAUCCCAGCAUGACAUGCCAACUCUGACGCCAUUGUUUUUGUAUAGAACAAUAAACAAAUGUAUAUUUUUG